Molecule: messenger RNA, 2133 nt
Organism: Nothobranchius furzeri (turquoise killifish)
Lineage: Eukaryota; Metazoa; Chordata; Actinopteri; Cyprinodontiformes; Nothobranchiidae
Gene: katnal2
Product: katanin p60 subunit A-like 2
Molecular function (GO): ATP hydrolysis activity; ATP binding; protein binding
Source: RefSeq, a predicted model, not a curated record
ACUAAGUUGCGUAUCCUUCCAGAGACAGUCUCAACACACCUUUAUAAUAAAGAUGGAGCUGUCUUAUCAGUCGAUGAAAAUUGCUCAUCAAACUCGAGAAACCGAUGGGUUCAGGACUGAAAUGAGGAAGAAGAGCCUUCUUGUUAUGAUCUACCACCACUUGUUGGGAGAGGGCUACGUAGCAGCAGCAGUAGCCUUGGAUCAGGACACAAAUGCGAGUGUAAGAAAGUUCGAGGUUUGUGAUAACAUCAAUCUGGAGAUGGUGCUGACGGAGUAUGAGAGCUAUCAUUACGUCAAGUUUCAGAAGUAUCCCAAACUCGUCAGGAAAACAGCAGAGCCAGGUGAAAGCAGACAGACAAAAGGUGGUGGAGUCAAAAAAAGUCCCUCCUCAGCUGUGAAGCCUCUUCCCAAAAUCAACUCAUCCUCUGGCUCCCAGCCUGGAAGUGCAUUCAAGAGAACAGCCAGUGUUUGCGAAAAAGAGAAUGGUAUUCCUGUAGCACCGGAGUUGUCGGAGUUCGGGCUCAACGUUCUCCCCAUCAAAAACGGAUCGGCUGGAGAGCCUGCAGCAUUCAGAAAGAUAACUGAUGGAAAAGCAACAAUCCAUGAUGCAGGCAGAGGAUCAGACUUUCACUCAGACCACAUGGAGCGGCUGUUGAAGCCUCUCAGUGGCUUUUCUGGAAUGAGUGGUGAAAUGAGAGACCUGGCAGCAGUCAUCAGUGGGGACACCCAGUUACACAAACCUAGCUACCACCGCCCUCCCAACUCUGUGUUUGCGUGUGUUCACCCCCUAAAGGACAUCUAUUUGCACAGCCCAAAUGUACGCUGGGAGGACAUCAUCGGUCUGGAGGAUGCCAAGCGAUUAGUCAAAGAGGCUGUCGUUUAUCCCAUUAAGUAUCCGCAAUUGUUUACAGGCAUCUUAUCUCCAUGGAAGGGCUUGCUGCUCUACGGCCCCCCAGGGACUGGUAAAACCCUUCUGGCAAAAGCCGUAGCUACAGAGUGUAAGACAACGUUCUUCAACAUUUCAGCCUCUAGCAUCGUCAGCAAGUGGAGAGGAGACUCUGAAAAACUUGUCAGGGUUUUGUUUGAGCUGGCCAGGUACCACGCCCCUUCCACCAUCUUCCUGGAUGAGCUGGAGUCAGUGAUGGGACAGAGGGGAUCCAGUUUGGGGGGAGAGCAUGAGGGGAGUCGGAGAAUGAAGACGGAGCUGCUGGUACAGAUGGAUGGGCUUGCACGAUCAGACGACCUGGUGUUUGUACUUGCUGCCUCUAACCUGCCAUGGGAGCUGGACCACGCCAUGCUGAGAAGAUUAGAGAAGAGGAUUCUGGUGAACCUCCCCUCAUCCCCUGCACGCCAAGCCAUGACCUCUCACUGGCUCCCUCCUCUCAGCUACAUAGGAGGGGUCGAGCUGCGAACUGAGUUGGACUACAAAACUCUGGCAGAUGAGAUGGAAGGAUACUCUGGCUCUGAUGUCAGACUGGUGUGUAAGGAGGCUGCCAUGAGGCCCGUUCGUAGGAUCUUUGACUUUCUGGAGUCGCAUCAGAAUGCAGACACCAACAUGCCUGCGAUCCAGCUGGAAAUGAUAACAACAGCUGACAUCAUGGAGGUGAUCGCACACACCAAACCAUCAGCCCGAAACUUGUUGGCCAGAUACUCAGCCUGGAAGACAGAAUAUGAGUCUGUCUGAUGGUCACACUGGAGGAAACGUGUUUGUGUCAGCAUCCUAACUGAAAGACUCAAAUUCAGCCGUUGCACUUACACUUCACAGUGAGAAAUUAUAAUAUUGUUUUGGUUUUUUUAAGCUUCUAAUGAGGAUUUUUAUAACUUGUAACAGUUUUGAACAAUUAUUUAACGGGAAAACCCUAAACCAGUUUUCCUCUGAGUCCAUGCUACAGUUUAGAGGUUGUCUUCUCAAUGAUAACAAAACUAAAUGACAAAUGUUGUAUUUUCUUUUUUAUUCGAGUAUUUUCACACAACUUGACACGACAAAGUGUUUUUACAGUGACUGGAGAUAACUGACAACUUGCUGGUUUUAUUUUUCUUUGCAAACUUCUAGUUUGAAAUUGAUCUGAGUUAUUCUCCUUUUAUUAAUGUUUUUACCACAAUAAAGGUAUAACUGCCUUCUCUGAAAUAUGA